This is a messenger RNA of Camarhynchus parvulus, 4124 nucleotides long. RefSeq names its product NEDD4 binding protein 2 like 2 (gene N4BP2L2). The record is from RefSeq and is a predicted model, not a curated record. The transcript has 11 exons. Gene Ontology annotation, cellular component: nucleus. The coding region runs from base 201 to 4124 and encodes 1307 amino acids. Gene Ontology annotation, biological process: negative regulation of transcription by RNA polymerase II. Gene Ontology annotation, molecular function: transcription corepressor activity. NCBI's taxonomy places the organism in Eukaryota, Metazoa, Chordata, Aves, Passeriformes, Thraupidae.
AGGCUCCGCCCCUCGCGGCGCCACGCGCGCGGUGAGGGGGCAGCGGGAGGCGGCGCCAUCUUGGGCGUGGGCGGUCGGAGGCGCUGCCUCUGCCGCCGCCGGGAGCCGCGGCCUUGAGGUACUAAAGUCAAGUGCGGACAGUAACAUCUCCUUGGUUUAGCCAGUUUGAGAUUGAGAAUGGCAGGUUUCUCUUCCUUUGGAUGAUGCUUCAUGCUGAAAAUACAGUAAGGCUCUUGGAGUGUCAGGACGAAAUCGGAAUUGAGCCAUGUUCUAAAAGAAUGAAGUCAAUAGAAGGGACUUGUGAGAAACUCCCUGAUGAUGAUAACAAAGGUAUUCAGAAGAAAGUGGAUGUUGAGAGAAAAUCAAAUGGUUGGAUAUCUACGUGUGCCUUAGAUAACCAAGGGCAACAUGAAAUGCAGAAGCAGGAGAAAAUACCUUCUGGUGCCUUGGGAUCCUUGAAUGAAGUUCUCCCUGAAAAUAAUCCAGUGCUUAGUCAGCCAUUUGAUUUAGAAACUGGGCAGAAUAUAAAUCCUCCUUUUACAUCAAUGAAUUACUCUAAAGUUGAAGAAGAGAAGGACCCUUUUGUUACAAAUAAUGCUGGUGAAGAUAACACUGAAAAAAGCAGUGCAUCAUUCUCAAUAAAUAGAAAUCAAUCAGAUGAAGACUUUUUUACAAGCAAAGAUUUUAUAGGACCUAUUUACAAGCCUGCCAAAAGUAACAUGCCAGACAAAUCUGGCAAUUGCAAUGAAUGUAGGAACACUGGAGGAGAUGAGAAUGAAUUAUGUGAAAACAGAUGUAAAAGAAAGGAGGCAAAGAAGAUGCAGGCUGUUUCUGCCACUGUACCAGAAAUAGAUGAUCAGCUGGAUCAGUUCUAUAAAGAAAUUCACCAGCUGGAAAAUGAAAAUUUAGAUUCUAAUGUUCAGGAAAAAGAAACUGAAAUUUCUGAGCAACAACACUCUCCAUUUAACUCUAGUCAGAGCUCACAAGAAAAUUAUCAACCUGUACUUUUGGGCAGUUCACACCUAUUUUAUGACAAUGGACAGUGUUCUUUGGGGGAACAGAACAGUCAGAAAACAAACAAUGAGCAGCAGUUAGUUGUGGAAACAGGUGGCUGGAAAACUGAAAAUACCUUUAAUGGCCAAGUAGAUACUUGGAACUGCUCAGUGCCUGAAUUCAGACCUGCUUGGCAGACUAGAGCAUCUUUCAAAAAACCUCAGGGACCUUUUCCUCCUAGAUUCAGCCAUCAAUCCCAUUUUCAGAUAUUUGAUCCCCCACCUCGAAUCCCAAAUGUUCCCUCUCCUCAGAAUGGGAGAUUUCCUUAUGAAAGUUACCAUGGAACUGAUAUCAGCAGUCAUGGUCCAUUGCUUGAUCAAAAUACCAACUAUUCUGGUCAUACUGACAUCCAUAAUACUCAGGUCUUCAGGAAUGGGAAUAAUGAUCAGAAUGGCCUCCAAAGUAAUGGUUUCUGUGAAACCAGAGAAGAGCGUUGGAAUGAUCCAAAAGCUGACAGUACAGAAGGAAUGCACAACUUUUCUUCAUUGCAGUUAUCCGAAGAAAAAUUCAGUUGUUCACAGAAAUUGCUUCUAAUCUUAAGAGGCCUACCAGGUUCAGGGAAAUCCACACUUUCUCGUGUUCUGCUUGGUCAGAGUUGUGAUGGCAUUGUGCUCAGCACCGAUGAUUAUUUUCGUCAGCAGUAUGGAUACACCUAUAAUGCUGCUCAGCUUGGUGAUGCCCAUGAGUGGAACCGGAAGAGAGCAAAGCAAGCAAUGGAGCAGGGAAAAUCUCCAGUUAUAAUAGACAACACUAAUACUCAAGCCUGGGAAAUGAAGCCUUAUGUGGAAGUGGCUCUAGAAAAAGGAUACAGAGUGGAAUUCCAUGAGCCAGAUACUUGGUGGAAGUUUGAUCCUGAAGAACUAGAAAAGAGGAAUAAGCAUGGAGUCACUCGUGAGAAGAUUGCUCAGAUGUUGGAACGAUAUGAAUAUCAAAUAUCCAUCCCUAUUGUCAUGAAUUCAGUGGUACCUCCCCACAAAAACACUCAAAGACCACCUCUGCAGAGAAGACAUAGGGAGAAAAUUUUAAGCAAGAACCCCGGAUUCCUGUUAAUAAAAGCAAAGCAGAAGAAAAAGAGAAAAAGAAACAAAACAAUGAAAAGCAAUCACACAGAAAUUACAAAGAAAAUGUUAUGUGGAGUAGCUCAUCAUCCAAUUCCAGGUGACCAUGAUGGAUCAGAAAGUGAAGAGGAUAACUUGGGAGAAGAAAACAAAAAAUCAACGUGUACAUUCAGCAAAGGCCCAGAGGAUCCAGUAAGAGUUUGUGAAGAGCAGCCUAAGAGUAGUGAUGAAAGCGUAAAAGAAGCUGUAGGGGUUUCAAGAGAGAGUUUUCUGGUUGCUGUGCCUGAGGUCACAGUGAUGUCAAAUAGUGCAUGGAAAAAUGAAUUGCCUGUAGAAGGUGACAGUUUGCUUUUAAGAGAUGUAAAACCUUUUUGUACUGAAAACCUAACCAAAAAUGCAUUAGAUGAAAAGGAAGCAAAGCAAAGGCAAAAAGACAACCUCUGCAGUUUCCUAGCAAUAAGCAAUGAUAAAAAUUCUGUCCAGGAAACAGAAGACAUUUCUGAAGACCAUGAUAUGUCAUUGUUAAGCACAGAAAACAAACUGGGAUCAUGCCAAAUUACAUGUGAACCUGACUUGGAAGCCAAGGGGGUAAGUUUAAACAGUGAAGAAAAAGAAAUCUCUCAGUAUUGCAGUUCGAAUAUACUUGAUACUGUGCCUGAUAACACAGAGGGCAAAUGUCCAUUAAAAGCAGAAGAAACUACCUCCAAUGCUUGGGCUUUUUUUUCAAUUAAUUUAUCUACUGAGGAGUUGCAGAUGGGCUUCAAUACUCAAGUUUCUCUCUCUCCUUGCUCUGAGGAUAAAUGUGUAAGUGAACAAAAAUCUCAAAAAGUGAGGAAACCUGAACAGACUCACAUGAACAGUUCAGCAGAGCUAAACUGCUAUCAGUCAAAUGAGGGAUUGGUAAAGGAAAACCAUAGUGAAACAGAAACUGAGGAAGUUGGCAAUGUAAUAAGCAAUGGUCUGUCUGCAUCUCCAACUGGUGAAGUGCACUUUGAUUCCCUAGUGGAAGCCAGGGCUGCCUUUGUGCAGGGUUCAAGUGAAAUAGAUAUGCCAAUAAAUGAUGCUACACCAACUAUACUGAAGAGGAAGAGAUACAGGAGAAUUGUCAACUUAGCACCAAAGUUUAACCUACCAAGACAGAUCUUUGCUCACACAGAGGAAGGGAAGGACAUCCCGGUAAGAGAAGAUAUUCCACAAAACAGUGUUUUAGAAGUCAGGCAAAAAUACUUUCUAAGCAAGAACUGUGGAGAAGCACGCGAACAGGACCAUGCAUUGCAGGAAUAUUCCUCACCCACUCUGGAUGCAGAUGCUCUGGUACAUAAUAUUUCUUACAUUCAUUCAGGACCAUGUUCUCCUAUAUCAAAAUAUGCCUGCAGGGUUUGUGUAGAUUCCAAGACAAAGGAGGAGCAAGCUACAACUCUUCAGCCACAACAGGUAGUUACUAAAAAAGAGGAUGAGGGUGAACAUGUUUCUUCAGAGGUUACAAAUGGCCAACCAGAUAAUUUGUCUUCUGUUAAAAUUGUUUCUGAGUAUCUAGAAGAUUGUACUACAAUCGCAAGCUGCAGUGAAAAUGCAAAUGGAGCAGAUGACUCUGAGCCACCAAAGGCAUCACAGCUUGAAGAUUAUCAAGAUGCAGAUGUGAAAUGCAGUUUCCUGGGACUUCCCUUAUCAUUAGGAUUUGCUUUUCAACUUGUGCAGCUCUUUGGUUCUCCAGGUCUUCCACUGGAAUCCUUGUUGCCAGAUGAUUAUAUAGUUCCCCUUGACUGGAAAGUUUCAAAGAUGAUCUAUUUACUGUGGAAGACCUCUGUGGAGGAAAAGCAGAAACCAAACGGAUUGCAGAAUGAAGAUGGCUUGACUGAUGAUAUUAUUAAUCUUGAAGAUCUAAAUAAAAAUCCCCAAGACAAUAAAGACUCUUCUGAAACACUAUCAGACAUGGAGCUAUGUCAAGAUAUGAUAGAGGAGAACAUCAUAACCUGCACUGGCUGUCUGGAUGCUGCAUUUCAUCAGUCAUGA